CGUGAUAGGAAGUCCCGCCCCUUUUCCAAUGACGCCAACGGCGCUGUGAUGUGAGUUUGCUUGGUAGCAAAACCUCACAUUACUGCACAUUACAGUUCGUCAUUUUAAUCAAGCAAUCGUGAUCUUAAGAAGGGCUGUAUAUAGCGGAAUAUCAUGUCAGACACGGAGACCAAGCCCUCAAGUGAUGGAGGCGAGAAGAAAGAUGGAGAAUAUAUUAAACUGAAAGUGAUCGGCCAGGACAACAGUGAAAUUCACUUCAAAGUGAAGAUGACAACACAUUUAAAGAAGCUGAAGGAAUCCUACAGUCAGAGACAGGGAGUACCCAUGAACUCUCUAAGGUUUCUUUUCGAGGGACAGAGAAUUGCAGACAACCAGACCCCCAAAGAGCUGGGAAUGGAAGAUGAGGAUGUGAUUGAGGUGUAUCAGGAACAGACCGGUGGCUGUCGAAAUGACUAGACCUUUAUUUUCAUGCUUUUUAUCUUAAUUUUGUAUGUAUGACAUGUAUUUCAUCUGUUUCCUUUUGCUGUCACCUCAAAGGGAAGCAGAAAAACCAUCUGGAUCAUAAUCUGUCAGGGCUGCUGUGUCUCAAGGAGUCGGGCGGAAUUACAAUAGAAACUGUUUUUCUAGCCAUAUCCCACGUUCACUAUCCUCUGUCUGUCUCGUGCUAACCCAUCCCUGCCUUCAUACACAUCUUUUAAAGGAUUCUGGUCAUGUUCUGCAAUGACACGUGUAAUGUUGUGUUGUGCCCUGAGCUGAUUGAAAACAGUCUUGUUUAGCUGUAGAGUACUGCUCCAAAUCUUUAAUUAUGCUAUUAAAUCCAAUCAACAAAUCAAGAUGAAUAUUUGAUGACUGCUUUGGUGUUUUCACUUUUAUAAGUAAUUAAGGCAUUGUUCAUUUAGUUGGCCAUCAUUAUAUGUUCCGUCAAUCCUUAGCUUUCAUAAAACACUUGUUCAUUCAGUGGUUUUUGACUCAUUUUAUACUAGUGAACACAUCUGCCUUAAUGUAAUAGUAAAACAUUUACAUUCUGGGAUGCUUAUUUAUGUACAACUGGUGUUAGAAAACUGUAAAAUAUUUGUUUGCUCUUCAUGCAUGUGUCUGCAGCAGCUGUGUACAGUUGUACUGUAGCCUAUAUUGGCACACUAUGAAUUGCAAGAGGGAGGUCACUUUAUAAGUGACAAGGUGUUUUUUUUUUUUUUGGCAUGGUUUUGUCUAAUGUAUUAGAAUUUGUACCCCUGUCUGAAUUUGUGUUGUCACCUACUCUUCUGCCAGGUUUUGGAUAUUUGGCUCCCUUUUAGCCACAAUAAUUGAUUUCAAAACCUGAAAAUAAUAGGUAACUAUGUUGUUUGAUUAGUACUCAGGGGCAUCGUUCUCAUACACACAAUAAAUACAGCAACCGUGUCACUGUACUCACAUUUCUUUUCCUACACUUUUAUACUUUUUAAUUAUAUGUGAGAUGGGAGGGAUAUUUGGUCCAGAUGGUUUUGUGGAUAUUGGAGAAUUAUGACUUUGCUUUGUCUUGUUUUUUUUAAAUAAAAUGUGUCAUAAAACA
Molecule: messenger RNA, 1549 nt
Organism: Carassius gibelio (silver crucian carp)
Lineage: Eukaryota; Metazoa; Chordata; Actinopteri; Cypriniformes; Cyprinidae
Gene: sumo1
Product: small ubiquitin like modifier 1
Exons: 5
Coding region: 154-456 (100 amino acids)
Biological process (GO): protein sumoylation
Cellular component (GO): PML body; nucleus
Molecular function (GO): protein tag activity; ubiquitin-like protein ligase binding
Source: RefSeq, a predicted model, not a curated record